GCAGCGGGCCACCAGGCGGAGCAGCAGGCACCGGGCCCCCGGGCGGAGCAGCAGGCACCGGGCCCCCGGGCGGGGCGACAUGCAUCGGGCCCCCGGGCGGAGCAGCAGGCACCGGGCCCCCGGGCGGGGCGACAGGCAUCGGGCCCCCAGGCGGGGCGACAGGCAUCGUGCCCCCAGGCGGGGCGACAGGUCAUCGGCCCCAGGCGGAGCGGCGGGUGCCCCCCCAGGCGGAGCGACAGGUCUCGGGCCCUCAGGCGGAGCGGCGGGCGCCGGACCCCCAGAUGGAGCGACAGGUCUCGGGCCCUCAGGCGGAGCGGCGGGCGCCGGACCCCCAGGCGGAGCGACAGGUCUCGGGCCCUCAGGCGGAGCGGCGGGCGCCGGACCCCCAGGCGGAACGACAGGUCUCAGGCCCCCAGGCGCGGGGCGGCGGGCACCGAGGUCAGGCGGGGCCAGGAGUCAGGCACAACCGUGGGCUCCGAGUCAACUGGGAUGACCGCUGGCACUGGGUCAGACAUUGGAUCGUCUGGCUGGACAGCGGGCAUCGGGUCACCAGGCAUCAGGUCAUUUGGCUCGACAGCGGGCACCGCGUCAUCUGGCAAGGCAGUGGGCUCCGAGUCAACUGGUAUGACCGCGGGCACUGGGUCAGACAUUGGAUCGUCUGACUGGACAGCGGGCACUGGGUCACCAGGCAUCAGGUCAUUUGGCUCGAC
This is a messenger RNA of Staurois parvus, 710 nucleotides long. NCBI's taxonomy places the organism in Eukaryota, Metazoa, Chordata, Amphibia, Anura, Ranidae. The record is from the annotation of a GenBank genome assembly.